GGGUGGGGCUGGGAUGGGAGCCGAGGGGCCGGCUUUGAAAACCGUGCGUGUUUGCUAUCCUUACAGAGGCGGUCGAGUAUGGAGGUGUUCCCGUCCCCGCUGGAGUCCGCCAAGUUUAUAGCCGACAACAGCAAAGAUGUCUCCGUGGACGAUGAGGGGGCGCGGCGGGUGGCAGAGAGUUUGUUCGACAAAGCUUCGACGGCGGAGUUUGGGCUGGAGGGGUGGAAGAGCCUCCACGAGCUGAAUCCCCAGUCCGCCAGCAAGGAGGCGGUGGCAUGGGUGUUCCUGGUAGACACACUCAACUUUUCCUUCUGGUCCGAGCGGGAGGAGCAGAAGUACCUCGUGAAGUACAAGGGCAAAAUGUACAGCGGGUACUGGUCCCUCUGCGCCGCCGUCAACAGGGCCCUUGACGACGGAAUACCUAUUACUAGUGCAUCAUAUUUUGCCACUGUGACACUUGACCAAGUUAAACACAUAUUUCGCUCUGACACGGAAGUGUCCAUACCUUUGAUUGAAGAAAGACAUCGGGUGCUGAAUGAAAGUGGAACAGUUCUGCUGGAGAAGUUUGGAGGCUCUUUUCUCACCUGCGUUAAAAUGAGUAAGGGAAGUGCUCAGAAACUACUACAUCUAAUACUGGAAAACUUUCCUUCUUACAGAGAUGAAGCUGUAUAUGAGAAAAAAAGGGUGUCUUUCUACAAACGGGCACAAAUACUUGUGGCUGAUACAUGGAGUGUAUUAGAAGGCAAAGGAGAUGGCUCUUUUGAAGACAUUUCUAGUCUGACUAUAUUUGCUGACUAUCGAAUUCCCCAGGUUCUUGUUCACCUAAAAGCAAUGAAAUAUUCCGAGGAACUAAUGAAGAAACUACGUGAAGGGACAGUUUUCCAGUCUGGAGAUAAAGAGGAGGUAGAGAUCCGUGGCUGUUCCAUUUGGUGUUGCGCUUUGAUUUGUAAGCAUCUCUUGGAGCUAUAUGAGAAGAAGGGUCAGGACAUGCGUGACAAAAUCAAUGCGGUUUUACUCGACUACUAUCUUUGGGACUAUGCCCGGGAACACCGGGAGGAGAUGAAAGACAUUCCCUUCCACCAGGUGCGGUCUAUCUAUUACUAAGUCCAGCCCGAUGGCUGUUGCGUUGAUGCAUUAUUUGUUGAAUUAUGAUUACUCAUUUUGUG
Messenger RNA from Pezoporus flaviventris, 1166 nucleotides. It is a transcript of the gene QNG1, whose product is annotated as Q-nucleotide N-glycosylase 1. The transcript has 4 exons. The record is from RefSeq and is a predicted model, not a curated record. Lineage: Eukaryota; Metazoa; Chordata; Aves; Psittaciformes; Psittacidae. Bases 79 to 1104 code for a protein of 341 amino acids.